Molecule: messenger RNA, 2187 nt
Organism: Cicer arietinum (chickpea)
Lineage: Eukaryota; Viridiplantae; Streptophyta; Magnoliopsida; Fabales; Fabaceae
Product: pentatricopeptide repeat-containing protein At3g48250, chloroplastic
Biological process (GO): RNA splicing
Molecular function (GO): protein binding
Source: RefSeq, a predicted model, not a curated record
UAUGUUAAACCGAAAUAAGGGAUCCAUAUCCACAAAACAAACCUUUGUCCUCAGAAAGAAACAAUAAGUUUGCGUUGCGCAUCAAUUUGGUCUUAGGAAAAUAACAUUUCCAACUUUUGCGAUGAACCGCGUCAAGGCAAUAGCCACUUCCCUCAGAUUCCUCGAUUCAUUACUCGCUACUACCCGAGUUAUCUCAAUUCGGAACCAGGUGACUCACUUCUCUUCCUCUCCUUCUUUUUCACUCCCCCUUUUGUGUCGUUCCCACUAUUUAUCCCCUUUUCACAACACUCACCAAAAACUCUACUUUUCUUCAAAACCCCACUCUAUUUUGGAGCUUGUUUACUCCAACGAUUGGUCGCAAGACUUAGAACACGAGUUAGAAAAUUGCCGUUCAUCUUUGACCCAUGAAACUGUUGUUUACGUUUUGAAGCGAUUGGAUAAAAACCCAGAAAAAGCUUUUUCCUUUUUCAAUUGGGUCAGUAAAAAAGAAUGGUUUAUGGCAAGUUCUUCCGUUUAUAGCUUAAUUAUUAGGGUUUUAGCGAAUCAAGAGACUAUGAAACAGUUUUGGAUUACUCUAAGGACAAUGAAGGAAAAAGGGUUUUACCUUGAUGAAGAGACAUAUUUGACAAUUUCAGUAGGGUUUAAAAAGCAAAAGAUGAAUAGUGAUGUUGUGGCUCUUUCACACUUCUAUGAUGGGAUGAUUAAGCAAAAUGCAAUGCAAAGUGUUGUCACUAAUGUGGUUGGUAUUGUUUCUGGGUCUGAGUGGGAUGAUAAGGUUGAGAAUAAACUAUCAGAGCUUAAAAUUAAGCUUUCGGAUAAUUUCGUGAUAAGGGUUUUGAAGGAGCUUCGAAAUUGUCCUUUAAAGGCUUAUAAGUUCUUUCAGUGGGUUGGGAAGCAAUCUAGUUAUCAACUAAAUACUGUGACUUACAAUGCAGUUGCAAGAGUUCUUGCUAAGAUGGACUCGAUUGAGGAGUUUUGGAGUAUUCUCGAGGAGAUGAAGAGUGUCGGUCAUCAAUUGGAUCUCGAUACUUACAUAAAGAUAUCAAGGCAGCUUCAAAAGAAUAGGAUGAUGGAGGAUGCUGUCAAGCUUUAUGAGCUUAUGAUGGAUAGUUUAUAUAAGCCAACGGUUGUCGAUUGUGUUGUCCUUUUAAGGACCAUCUCUGCCAGCGAUAAACCCAAUAUAGAUUUAGUUUUCAGGGUAGCUAAGAAAUUCGAGUCAACAGGGUAUACAAUUUCCAAAGUAGUCUAUGACAGUAUCCACAGGUCUUUGACAAGUGCAGGGAAAUUUGAUGAAGCUGAAAAGAUGGUUCAAACAAUGAAAAAUGCUGGCUAUGAACUCGAUAACAUCACCUACAGCCAAACUAUUUUUGGACUUUGUAAGUUUAGGAGAUUUGAAGAAGCAAAUAAGGUGCUAGAUGAGAUGCAAUCUUGUAAUUGCUAUGCUGAUAAAGAGACUUGGACCAUCUUGAUCAAGGGGUACUGUGAUGCCGGUCAACUAGACAACGCAUUACUUUAUUUCGCUAAGAUGACUGAACAGCAAUGCGAAGCAGAUGCUGAUUUGUUGGAUGUUCUGGUGAAUGGUUUUCUUGCUCAAAAUAGAAUAGACGGGGCAUACAAAGUGCUUCUAGAGUUAACCACCAGUGCAUAUCGUUUAACUCCACGUCAAGCCACAUACAAGAAACUGAUUGACAGGCUAUUAGGAGUCAGAAAAUUCGAGGAGGCACUUGAGCUUCUUCGUAUGAUGAAGGCUCAAAAAUACCCUCCAUACCAUGAACCAUUUGUGCCACAUAUUUCGAAGUUUGGGACUGUGGAGGAUGCUGCAGAAUUCUUGAAGGUAUUGAGCAUAAAAAGUUACCCAUCCUAUACAGUUUACCUUAAGAUUUUUAAAUCAUUAUUUGAAGAAGGUAGACUUUCAGAGGCCAAAGAUCUAUUGUAUAAGUGUCCUCCCCAUAUAAGGAAGCAUAGUCAAAUCUCUGAACUUUUUGGUUCAUCAGAGAGUCAGAAGGCUGAGAGUCAGGUGGUCAAGAUUCCGAUAGCUGCUACUUGAUCCCUAUUUAUUAUUUUUUUCUUAGUAUGUAUCUCAUUAUUAAGUAACUUUUAUCAAAGCCGUUAAGUGGAUUUGUUCUUCAUCACACUAAUAUGAUGUCAGUUAACUUUAUUAUUGAAUUUAUAAUAAGUUUUUAUGUA